CGCUGGGCGUGGGGCCUCUGUGGUGGUCCUGAUGUGCCCCAUGCCGCAUUGUCUGUAUCCACAGUCAACACAGAGAGCCGCGGCGUGGGGAUUAAGCAGAGUAAGCUCUCUGUGAGCUCCCACAUUGUGCAAGAGGAUGAAUUAUUAAAAGCUUUGAAAGCCAACGAGUCGCUGCGCCUGACCUUUGCUCUUCAGCUGACAGAGAGUACUUCCGUCGAAUGGGAGACUCUGAUCUGGCGAAAAUGUCUUUACAUUCGCGUGCCGAGCUGUCUGCUGCCGGAGGGCUCAAAAGAGGGAUUCGUGUCGCUGCUGGAGUACGCCGAGGAAACUCUUCACUGCACCAACAUCGUAGUUUGUCUGCGCAAAGAUCGCUCGGAUCGAGCCAUGCUGGUGCGAACCUUCAUGUUCUUGGGCUUCUCGGUGCUGCCACCAAAUCACGCCUUGGUACCGCCAGGCAGUGACGCUGGCAACCUCUACAUGCUCUAUGCCGUUGAGUAGUUCUCUAAUCACGGCUCGCAUCUCUCAAAUUUAACGCAAUAGCACCAGAGGAAGCAGCAUGCGGAAUUUGUUUUCAUUGUCGGUUUUUGAUGUGUGCGCAUCACACAAUACUUUGUCUUUUUCUUUUUAUCACCAAGGAAUGAAAAAUCAGGAUAAUAGGAGGUAAAUCGUAUUUUAAAAUAUUAGCGAAAUGGGCGUUAAAUUUCAGAGAAGUCAGCAAAAAGUAGAGGGAGAGAGGGUCAACAAGUACUUAGUCGCGCAGAUAUGUAGAACAUGUACUAUCGGGCUUUCGGCGGAUAUAGGCAUUAAUUCAUUCUCUUGAUCACACAAUGUUGAAAUUACUCUACAUCGUGUUAAAAGAAAGAAAAGAAAAAAAACAAUGCUCACGAAGCUUUUCCCACGUAUUUCGGAGAUGUUUCGACGAUCCCGUUCUCUCGCCUUGCAAGAUCCAGGCAUGACGGACCUUGGAUUGUCGAAUCAUCGAGAAAGUUUAUUAUCGACAAAUCUCUUGUGUAUUAAUUGUGGCAGAUUGGGUUUCACCACGUUAUAUAUAACAUACAUAUAUUUUUACUCUCAAGUUUUAUUAUUUUCUCUAGUUAUUAAUUUAGUCGAUAAGUGCUGUAUUGCUUAGGUCGCACGUUUUUUUUUUUUUAAUCUACUACUAAUUUUUUUAACCGUGACCAAACAGAUUGAAAUUAAAUAAUAUUCCAGUCUAUUUUUCAAUAGUGUUGUUUGAUAAUGUAUCGAUUUUUUUUCUUAAAGUUUUCAGAGUUAAAUCCACUUUUCUACCAAAAUUUUUUGUUUUUUGCUUAGUCUUUGCAGUUUUAAACGUGCUCGACCGAAAGUAUAUUAAGUAUUACUUUAAGUAUUCGCUUAGUUUGUAAGGCGACUUUUACGAAAAAUAUUUUUGAUUUACUAUUCAAGAUUUUCGAAGGGAUAAUAAAAUUGGACGCACAUCGAUCAUAUCCACACGAGUUUCUAUUCAUAUUAUUAUAGUAGAUAUAAUAUAUGUCGGGAUAGCGUGUUGUGAGAGGCUUCGUUAUGAAAUAUUGUCAUUGUUGCUGCUAGAUAUCACUAUUUGUUUAAUUAAAAUUAUAAUAUAUUAGUUUGUAAUUGAUUCACCGAGUUGGUUAUGUCCGAUUUUUGGUAAUUCCCAAUCUAUUAACAUGAGAGGCUUCUUGUUAAUAAAUGCGCUCUAUAGCGUUAACUUAAUAACAGACACCAAUAAAAUGUGAAAAUGACAAAAAAAAUGAAAAUUUUUCGAAAAUAACAAAAAUAUGACAUAUAAAUAUAUUGUAGCUGGUCAGAUGUGUGAGUAGGUAGGUAAAUCACUGAUGGAUAUGUCGUCGUUUGUGUCUUAUCAAGAAGAGACAUUGUUACAUUUGUCUCGCAAUUUCCAAAAGCAAAGAUUAGAGAUACUUGUAUAUUUACAGGAAACUUAAAAGCCACGAGCAAUCUGACCCUUCUUUUAGCAUUAUAGGAUAUAUACACACACACACAACUUAAAAUUGCUAAAUAAAGGUUCCAUAAAAUAUGAAA
This is a messenger RNA of Belonocnema kinseyi, 2037 nucleotides long. It is a transcript of the gene Oda, whose product is annotated as ornithine decarboxylase antizyme 1. The record is from RefSeq and is a predicted model, not a curated record. The annotation marks the transcript as partial. The transcript has 4 exons. Gene Ontology annotation, cellular component: nucleus; cytoplasm. Gene Ontology annotation, biological process: positive regulation of protein catabolic process. NCBI's taxonomy places the organism in Eukaryota, Metazoa, Arthropoda, Insecta, Hymenoptera, Cynipidae. Gene Ontology annotation, molecular function: ornithine decarboxylase inhibitor activity.